AAGUAUCCGUUUCCUAGAGUAUCCUAGUUUUUCACCGUAUUUGCCUUCACGUGCAUCUCCAGGAGGUUUUGUGGUUAAUCCUCAAUGGCACAAUUGUUGCGACCUUGCGAUUGGGCCUGGAGCGUAA
Messenger RNA from Dentiscutata erythropus, 127 nucleotides. Lineage: Eukaryota; Fungi; Glomeromycota; Glomeromycetes; Diversisporales; Gigasporaceae. The record is from the annotation of a GenBank genome assembly.